GGGUCUGUCAAAGGAACCCCACAGGCUGCUGCCUAUCAGCACAGACAAGAAAGAAAACUUAGACAGUGAGAGAGUGUCAGGGACCAGAGAGGAAGUGCCAGCAUGGCUUCUGCUUUCAGACUUCAGUGCCACUGCAUCCUGAUCUUCUUGGCAGCCCUCAAGGGGGAAACCAGAUACCUAGAGGCGAGGGCUGCCGGUGAGGACGAGCCCUUUCUGCUCCUCAGCGCAGACCUGAAGCGGGAGUUGUCAGGCAGGCAGCUCUACCAUCGGGCGCUCAGAUGCAUUGACAUGCUGAGCGUGGAGGGGCAGUUCACCUUCACCGCCGAGCAGCCCCAGCUGCACUGUGCCGCUUUUUUCAUAGGAGACCCCGAGGAGCUCAUCACAAUAGACUAUGACUUCGUCAAUAUUGACUGCCAAGGGGGAGACUUCCUGAAGGUGUUUGAUGGCUGGAUACUCAAAGGUGAGAAGUUUCCUAGUUCUUUGGACCAUCCUCUCCCUACUUCAGAAAGAUAUGUAGAUUUUUGCAAAAGCGGCAACAUCCAUAGGAGCAUCAGGUCAUCCCAGAAUGUGGCAAUGAUCUUCUUCAGGAUUCAUGAACCUGGGAAUGGAUUUACAUUUACAAUAAAGAAAAAUGACAACCUCUUCCCUUGCAAUGUCAUCUCUCAGACCCCUACUGGAAGAUUUACCAUGGUAAUUCCUCAUCAGCACAGAAACUGCAGUUUUUCCAUAAUCUAUCCAGUGGUGAUAAAAAUAUCUGACCUUAUACUGGGACAUUUAAAUAGCCUCCAUUUAAAGAAACCAUCAACGGGCUGUGCAGGAGUGGGAGAUUUUGUGGAGCUGUUGGGUGGAACUGGAUUAGACCCCUCCAAGAUGUUCCCACUAGCUGAUCUGUGCCAAUCCUUUCAUGGUUCUGGCGGAAUUUUCCCCUGGAACUACCCUGGUCUGACCUGCAAGAUGAGCAGCAAGCACAGGACCAGUGACAGAUUUAGGGUCCAACAGCUCAGGACCAGCUCACGGAUGAAAAUGGCUGCUACACACCCAGGGUGUGGUUAAAGCAGACUGAAACUGAAGAGCCAAAGAGAUGUGGGGAGCCGUUAAGAAGAACUGCUCCCCCAAGCCAAGGAGAGGAGGUUCCUGCUACUUUCAGUAGAGGAUGUGGAGUGGCACUCCCCAACUCAAUGCCUCUUUCUUUAACAUUGUUACAGGGUUUAAAGGUAGAUUUCUGACUUUCUAAUGGGACCCAGUACUGUUUUCUAGACCUAAUAUAUUUGGCCUUAAAAUAGCAAUAUUAUUUACAUAAAAGCUAUUUUAGGUUAUUUUCAGAGAUUAAAAUUUAGUUAGAAUUAUCUUCUUUCAAGGUAUUUACAUUCAGGAUCUUGGUACUAAGAAAUACUAACUUUAUAGGUGGAGGGCUAUGACAAGGAGUAUUCUCUACAAAUAUCUCUAGUAAUUCUGCUGAGUAUUACACACACAGUGCAUGACGGGGGGUGUUUGUUGACACUUGGCUGGAAUGAACUUCACGGUUCACUUGUUGCUUCACCACUUGUGAUUAAUGUUGCCUUCCAAACUCAUGCUGAUAAAGCUUUUAUAUAACCCCACAUCAUCGUGUAUUUUGCACAAAACCACAAGCCAUUCUUUGUGCUGCAGAUGCAGCUUUUCCUCAUGUGAAAAAUCAAUGCACAUUUAAGCCUAUCUUCCUGUAUUUAUUGAGGCCUUAGUGGUUAUUAAAUGCAGAGAACACAGUAGAGAUGCUUUAAAACCACAAUUGGAAGGCAGGUUUGCUACUUUUGGUUCCUGAGAAAACAAGAAAGGAAGCAGAGCUGGGAAGGAAUGGGGCAUGAGCAAUCCCACACUCAAACCUCUGGCAUUGUGAUGCAACUGUCAGACUGCUCCAUCAUACUGCCUUCAAUUUAUUUGUUUGUUCCACCAAUUAGGUCCUCGGCACUUAAAACUCAAAAGGCAACUAAUCACAGAUUGGCUGACAUUGUCCAAGGGCAGAGAGCCACACCAGUAUUUAUUUAAUAGUUUUUUAAAACAGAUAUUGAAUUGCCUUGGUAACAACCAGGAUGAACUGGUCUGUGACGAUUGGCAAUGGAAAUAACCAUGCUCAGAACAGGACAAGUGUCAUCCUUCUGAAUGGGAGUCUAAAUAUUUAAAUUGUUUUCAGAAUGCUUUAUAUUUAUAACUAAAUGUACUGCUAACACUAAUGUGAUGAAACUGUGCCAUUCAAUUCACUUGAUUGAAGGUUGAUUGCAUGGAAGGUUUUAUCUGUAAUUAGGAAACAGUUUCCAAAAAAGCUGAACAAUGAAAAAUGUAGGUUUGUAGAUUGCACCAAGUGCUGGAUGAUAUAAACAGCUUUGCUAUAGAAUCUCUCUAUUCUUAGAAGAUUUAAAAUAUAACUUCAAUGCAGUCAAAAUGUUCUUGCUUAACAUUCAAGGCAGAUUUUAUUCUACUU
This is a messenger RNA of Chelonia mydas (Green sea turtle), 2455 nucleotides long. RefSeq names its product corticotropin releasing hormone binding protein (gene CRHBP). Lineage: Eukaryota; Metazoa; Chordata; Testudines; Cheloniidae. The coding region runs from base 103 to 1053 and encodes 316 amino acids. The record is from RefSeq and is a predicted model, not a curated record. The transcript is spliced from 7 exons. Gene Ontology annotation, biological process: negative regulation of corticotropin secretion; negative regulation of corticotropin-releasing hormone receptor activity; hormone-mediated signaling pathway. Gene Ontology annotation, molecular function: corticotropin-releasing hormone binding.